AUGAACAAAUAUCCAGACAGUGAUACAAGGGAUUCUAUCCAGAAAAUCAAAGUCUCUAUAUCUAUAAUUAAGUCUGUAAUACAACCUAUUAAUAAAGGGGUCUCGUAUGAGCCUGAGUAUAGAGGAGAGUCUUCAAACGGACGUGUCUAUUUUGAAGGCACUACAUUGCAAAAUUUGCAAAAUUAUAUCACGGACGACCAGCUUGCUCUUUCUGUUAGUCUGACUAUUGGACACAAAAAUAAAAACCCGGUGGAUGAACCCCGCUCAUACCCAAAACCUCGGCCUCUCAAGUUCUAUGACCAAGAUCUCAAAAACUUCCAAGAUGUUACUAUACAUGUACUUAAGAACAAUAAGGAUGAGCCGAAAGAAAUUGAAAGCAAUCUCAACAACAAUUCCACUGCUAGUAUAACCAUAAGCAAAAACAAGAAAGACGAAAGUACUCAAGAGUUUGUAUCGGAUAAAAAGACCACACUACAUGGCCACAAGUUUAUUCUCGCUGCAGCAUCUCCGUGGUUUAGAGAUAUAUUCCUUAGUGGCAUAAAAGAAUCUACCAAGAAUGAAGUGAAGAUUUGUGGAGUUGACCCAAUAAUAUCCCAGUUGAUUUUCGAUUUUAGCUAUGGGAAGGAUAUAUAUAUAAAGGACAGUACCCAUUGUAUAAAUAUUCUCAAAGUUGCCGAUCGUCUUCAGUUCAAAAAUAUCAAAGUCUAUGCUUUCUCAUACUUGCGAAAUCAGGUCAAAAAGUCCAAUAUAUUUGGUAUUUGGGAAGCAUCAGAUUUGUACGACUGUGACGAAACUCGGGCCUUAUGCGAAAAAUAUAGGAAAAGUGGCUACCCAGAUAUCUUUAUGUCCCCGGGGUGGCUUUCUGCUAAUGAUAAGUGUGCUAUUAGCGUAAUCAAGAUAGAUGGCUUACAAGGAAUAAUUGAUGAGACAAGAUUCUACAAAGCAGUACUAGCAAGAAGAGAGUUUGCUAUCCAGACAGUGAUUAACCUACGUAAAGCCAAAGAAAAGGAAUCUGAGGAGAAAAUCGCUAAAGCGCCACAUGUUACUCCCACUCCCAGUAAUGUGAAUAUAUACGAAGAAAUCCAAAAAGAAGCCAAAGAUAUCAAAGAAGAUGAUAAAGACAAUAGCUGUAAUUCAGAUACUCAGACAAAGACAAAGACAGAAAGGCUUAAAAGGCUAGAGAAUAUACGAUGGGAAAAUAUAUUAAAGAGGAAUUGGAAGCUAUACAAAAGCAUUUUGAAAUUAUGA
Messenger RNA from Phycomyces blakesleeanus NRRL 1555(-), 1248 nucleotides. RefSeq lists its product as hypothetical. Gene Ontology annotation, molecular function: protein binding. The transcript is spliced from 4 exons. Lineage: Eukaryota; Fungi; Mucoromycota; Mucoromycetes; Mucorales; Phycomycetaceae. Bases 1 to 1248 code for a protein of 415 amino acids. The record is from RefSeq and is a predicted model, not a curated record.